Molecule: messenger RNA, 11556 nt
Organism: Strongylocentrotus purpuratus (purple sea urchin)
Lineage: Eukaryota; Metazoa; Echinodermata; Echinoidea; Camarodonta; Strongylocentrotidae
Product: neurofibromin
Exons: 56
Coding region: 63-8402 (2779 amino acids)
Biological process (GO): regulation of GTPase activity
Source: RefSeq, a predicted model, not a curated record
UUUCUGAAUGAAAUCACCGCUGCGCUGUCGCCCAUGUAGAAAUUCGUCAAAAUUACCACAGAAUGGCCGCCCAAAGGCCGAUAGAUUGGGUGGCACUGCUCAUUCUACGUUUUGAAGAUCAGCUUCCCGGUCGUCCUGGGGGUCAGGCAAGCCAUGCCAGACAGGACUUGGAACGUAACAAAGAAUGUCUGAUCAGAGUCAGCAAGAAUCUCUUUUCUCAGGUCAUCAGUGGCCUUGCAAACAUCCUCAAGAACCUCGCUUCCAUUAAGGGGCUUAAUCCAGACCAAGAGAAAUGCCUUUUUCAGUCGCAGCUCAUCAUUCUGGAUACACUGGAAAAAUGUCUCUCAGCUCAACCCAAAGACACAUCCCGUUCGGACGAGACAAUGCUGGUCAAAUCCCUUCUACCAGAAAUCUGUCAGCUUCUGAAUGUUAUCUCCGAGAAUCCUCUAACACAUCAGCUUCGGACAUCUGCUUCUAGGGUCCUGUUUGCCCUCAGUCUCAACAACUUCAAUGCAGUCUUCAGCAGGAUAUCAGCUAGAUUGGAUGCAUUGAGUAAAUCCAGUGAUGAAACAUGUGAUGAGAGUGAUAUAGAGUUGAUACAGCACAUCAAUGUAGAUUGUGCCAGACUCACAAGGCUACUCAAUGAAAUCAUCAGUAAAUUCCACACUUUGAAGAGAAAUGCUAUGACUGUAUUAGCACAGAGCCUUGAAAAGGCCAUCUGGAAUUGGAUGGACAACUAUCCUGUGGAAUUCAUGCAACUUCAAAGGUACCAACACAGAGACAGUGAUGGUGUGAACUCUCGGCUUGGACUUACCCCACACCACUGUGCAGAGUGCUGUGAGAAACUCUUUGACUUAGCAGAGAGUCAACAGGAAUCAGCCAAACGAAAGAGCUCUAUGCUUCUCCUACAGGUUAUGCUGCUAGUAUUAUGCCCUGGUCCAUUAGCUGAAAUCCUCCAUUCAAAUCACUUGAACCUAUCACCGAAGCAAAUGCAGAAGAAGCAGUUGCUUGACUCUUUACGUCGCUGGCUUGAGUCUCCUAGCAGCAGCAACAGACAGCAGAUGGAAUGGGCUGUGGUGGCGUGUGUCAAGCUCUGUAAGGCUGCAUCCUAUCUGCAGAACUCUGAAGGGAACGCACUCUAUGAUUGGGUGCUCAAGAUGCUCACAGAUCUAAAUCUCCAACUGUUCUGCCCGUCACGUCCCCUACGCUCUCAGGUAGAUGUUGAGCUGCUGAUAGACAGUGCUGUAGCUUGUUACAGACUAAGACCAUCGGUACCGGAACAUUUCAGGACCUGUCUCCAGGCUCAAUCACCUACUGUAUUCCAUCUGGUUCUGGUCCAGUCUCUUCAUACUAUUGUAACAAAGUCUCACAUGCCUUGGUGGCCCAAGAUUGCUCAGCUCUACUGCUUCUCUGAGAACCUGAGAAGAUUGUUUGAACACUAUCGCAAAUGCAACCAGAACCACAACACUGCAGUCAGGAACCCGCCAAGCUUGACAACACUGAAAUCCAAGAUGCCAGGAUGGAAGUCAAGAGACAAGUCAAGUGAAGACUUCCCCAGCGCUGUCUUACUCUGGCUUGUCAAACUAGUCCAUGCUGAUCCAAAACUCAUGCUGCAUAGCCAUGGAUCAGCAGGACAUGUCAUCCAGAACAACACAUACCAGCUGAUCACAGGACUAGUAACUCUCAUGUGCCAGUAUUCAACCAUUCCUGACAUCUCAGUAGAAGCUAUGAAAGCUCUCCUUACACUCCAUCAACCUGGCAAUGUAGAGCUAUGGAACCCUGAGGCACCCAUCGCAACGUUCUGGGACAUUAGCUCUUCAGUGUUGUUCUCAGUGGCCCAGAAGCUUCUCACCCAGCAGAUAAUCAACACCACUGAGGUUCUCAAGUGGCUCAGUGAGGUGCUCUCCUUGAGAAACAGAUUCCUCAACAAAUACAAGGACCAUGCGACAGUAGAUUCAAACAUUCCAAGAACAAGAGAGGCACAGAACAAGCUAGAGUGUGUAUUCAUCAUGAACCUGUGGAGCUGCGACCAGGAGGCUACAUCCACUGCCCUGUCCUGCCUGGGCCAGCUGUGUGAGGAGGCAGAGAUAUGCUGUGGUACCGAUGACUAUGCCCUCACUCAGGUCGUACCAAACUAUGGUGUCUACACAGAACUAGCGCGCCUCCCACAAAUAGGACCACAGGAAAAAGGAGCUCAGAGGAAAAGAAUAUUUGCAUCUUUGAGGAAGAUUGAGUAUGUAACCGAUGGCAACAGUCAGGCGUGGGAUGAGACAUAUUCCCUUUGGGAGACCUCGACCAGAUCCUUAGGAUUGUACAAGGGUAAAGGAGAGGACAGUGCAUCACUGGAUAGUAAGAGGAACAUGAGACGGGAUGGGAAGGCAUCACACAUUGUGCCACAGCCAAGAGAACAAGAGUUUGAUGAAUGGAAGAACAUGACUGGUUUCCUGUGUGCAUCUGGUGGUAUGUGUCUCAAGUCAAGGAACAGAAGACCAAGGUUUGAUUCACCAUGUGAAGCUGGUCCAAGGCACAUAGGAGCCCCAGUCCUCUCAUCAUCUCCAGUCACUGAGGAACCUACAGAUCAACUCAAGAACUUCAUGGCCAGUCUUCUGAGAUUACUUGUGUGCAAUAAUGAGAAGCAUGGUGCUAAGGCUAGAGACUGUGUGAAGGAGAUGAUAGGAGAGGAGCUUGAUCCAGCGCUCUAUCCUCAACUCUUCCAGCAGAUCAAGGAAUAUGUGGAUAAAUUCUUUGACAGUAAUGGGCAGGUUGAGACAACAGAGAUAAAUACAUUGUUCAUCAAGCAUGUGAUUCAGGUGCUACGUCAGGUCCUUGAGAAUGGUCAUGAAGAAGAAGAGGUGGCUGAACAUCUAGGCAUCGUCAGUAUAGAGGGUCUUAUACUCUCUAUCACAAGGUAUGUGAGGAGACUAGACCCAAGCACUGCCAAUGAGAAUGUAGUACAGAUCAAAGUCCAGCUAUGCAAGCUUCUGUCCAUGAUGAUGAAGAGGAGAGAUUGUUUAUCCUUCAGGCAAGAGAUCCGUUUUAGGAACAAGCUUGUAGACUAUCUCUCUGAUUGGAUCUUAGGCUUCUCAAAUGAUGGUGCCACAGAUGAAAUCAAGUCACUCACAAGAGAACUUGAUGAAGCUAGCAUGGAGGCCAUGGCGGCUUUAUUAGUAGCACUCCCUCUACAGCCAGAAGAAGGAGAUGCCGGUGAUAUCAUGGAAGCCAAAUCAAAACUAUUUCUGAAAUAUUUCACAUUAUUCAUGAAGCUGCUGAAUGAUGUGAUGGAUCGAGAGGAAGAGAAGAGCGUUGAAUCAACAAGGUCUCCUACUGAGACUAACAAUCAAUCAUCACUCAGGAAAUGUACUAUACAAGCUAUGUCCAAUCUGCUCAGUGCCAACAUAGACAGUGGUCUUAGACAUUCCAUAGAACUGGGCUAUCACCCUGAUGUCCAGACGAGGGCAGCAUUCAUCGAAGUCCUGACCAAGAUACUCCAGCAAGGGACAGAGUUUGAUACCCUAGCUGAGACUGUUCUAGCUGAUCGGUUUGAGAGGCUAGUGGGUCUCAUGACCAUGCUGGGUGACAAGGGGGAACUCCCCAUCGCCAUGGCCCUGGCUAAUGUCAUUGCUUCAUCACAGAUGGAUGAGCUAGCCAGGGUUUAUGUGACUCUGUUUGAUGCUAAACACUUGCUCUACCAGCUUCUCUGGAAUAUGUUCUCAAAAGAGGUUGAGCUAGCAGACUGCAUGCAGACCUUAUUCCGAGGCAACAGCCUAGCGUCCAAGAUCAUGGCGGCUUGCUUCAAGAUGUACGGUCAGAACUACCUCAAGCUUCUACUGCAUCCCUUGGUCCAGGAGAUGAUGACCGGUCCAACCAGUCACGUCCGCUACGAGGUCGACACCGCUCGUAUGGAAGCUCAUGAAGAGGAGAACCUUCCUGAGUACCAGGCGAGCCUCAUGCAACUGGCCAAGAAGUUCUUCAAGGCCAUUAUAAAUUCUGUUGAUCAGUUUCCACCACAGCUGCGUAGUGUAUGCCAUUGCCUGAAUGAAGUCGUAGCUCAGAGGUUUCCAAUGAACUCCUUGGGAGCUGUGGGAAGUGCAAUAUUCCUCAGGUUCAUCAAUCCAGCCAUUGUAUCUCCCUAUGAGCAUGGGAUUGUAAACAUGAAGCCAUCGUUGAAGGUCCAGAGAGGUCUGAAGCUGGUCUCUAAGAUCAUGCAGAAUGUUGCCAAUCAGGUCCAGUUCAAGGAACAGCAUAUGAUGCACUUCAACAAGUUUCUCAGUGAGAACGCUGGUAGGGCGAUCAGAUUCUUUCAGGACAUAGCUUCUGACUGUCACACCAUUGAGAAUGUAAGCAACACCCCUUCCUACAUCUCUGAUGCCAACGUUCUUGCCCUUCAUAGAUUACUAUGGAAUCAUCAAGAGAAGAUGGGUGCAUUCCUCUCCAGUAGCAGAGAUCAUCGAGCAGUGGGACGGAGACCGUUUGAUAAGAUGAUCACCCUCCUGGCUUACAUUGGUCCUCCAGAACAUUCCAGACUGGUCCUUGACUCACAUUUUGGGAGCAUGGACCUGACAAGUAGCAGCUUUGAGGAGAUGAUGGCAAGAAGGAACAUCUUCAACGAGGAAGACUUUAAGCGUCUUAAAUCUCUCAACAUCUUCUAUCAAGAUGGCAUCUCAAGAGCAGGCAAUCCGGUCUUCUACUAUGUAGCAAGGAAAUACAAGUGUUCUGAGAUAGACUUUGAGCAGCUCAUGUAUCAUAUCCUCCUCACUCUCAAGCCGUUUGAUAAGAAUCCAUUUGAGGUCGUUCUGGAUUGCACCAACUUUGGUCCUGACAACCGCUUCAAGCCUCAAGUGCUCUCCCGUGGUGUGCGUUUCCCAGAGCAUGUCACUCAGAACCUGUCUGCUGUAUAUGUCUACAACUGUAACUCAAGACUCAAGGAAUACAUCAAGAGAAAUGAAAGGGUCUUCGUCCUCCUCAAGGGUACUCGUCGGAUCAUUUUCAUUGAGUCAGUAGCUAAGCUGGGUGAAUACAUAGAGCCUGAUCAACAGAGGUUACACAAAGCUACACUAGGAUUGGAUGAAGAUCUGAAAGUAUUCAACAAUGCUCUCAAACUAUCAGACUCACAUAAGGAUAUCAAAGUAGCCAUCAAGGUUGGAUCCAGUGCAAUCCAUGUGACAUGUAUGGAGAAGACGAAGAUCCUUGUCCAGCCUGUCUUACUCAAUGACAUCUAUCUAGCUUCAGAGAUUGAUGAGGUUGCUUUGGUGGAUGAGAACCAGUUCACAGUGACGCUGCAAGAAGGUCGUCUUUUAUCCUUCAUGCAUCAGGAGUGUGAAGAGGUCGCUAAAGCCAUCCAGCAUAUCAGAACAAGAUGGGAGAGAUCACAACCACAAGAGACAGUAGCAGUACAUUCCAAGAUCAAACCCAUGGAUGUUCCUGGCACCCUCCUCAAUAUGGCCUUACUGAACCUCGGUAGCAAUGACCCCUGUCUGAGGUCAGCUGCCUACAACCUGCUGUGUGCUCUGACGGCAACCUUUAACCUCAAGAUCGAAGGUCAGCUGCUAGAGACGUCUGGUCUAUGCAUCCCUGCAAACAACACCAUCUUCAUUGUGUCUAUCAGUAAGACACUGGCUGCUAAUGAACCUCAUCUCACACUAGAGUUCUUGCAAGAGUGCAUCACAGGAUUCAGUAAGAUCAGCAUAGAACUGAAGCAUCUGUGUCUGGAAUACAUGACACCAUGGCUACCAAACCUUACAAGAUUCAGCAAGAGAUCUGAUGAGUCUAAGAGAUACAAACUGACUGUUGUCCUAGACAAGCUGAUCCAUAUGACUAUCACAGAGAAGCAGAUGUAUCCAUCUAUCCAAGCCAAGGUUUGGGGAAACAUCGGCCAGGUUGAAGAUCUCAUUGAUUGCGUCCUGGAUAGUUUCAUCAAGACGAGUGUGUCAGGUGGAGGUCUACCCAGAGCAGAGGUGAUGGCUGACACAGCAGUGGCGCUAGCAUCGGCCAAUGUCAAACUAGUAUCUGCCAAGGUCAUUGAGAGGCUAUGCAAUAUCCUAGAGAAGACAUCCCUGUCACCCACAGCAACCCUUGAGAAACAUCUAAUGUGGGAUGAUAUUGCCAUCUUGACUCGUUACCUUCUCAUGCUUUCCUUCGACAACUGCUUGGAUGUUGCCAACAACCUACCAGCUCUGUUCCACAUCAUCACCAUGCUGGUUUCAACUGGACCACUAGCCCUGAGAGCCUCCAUCCAUGGGCUAGUCAUUAACAUCAUCCACUCUCUCUGUACAUGCUCACAACUCAAGUUCAGUGAGGAGACGCAGAAGGUUCUCCAUCUCGCUCUUACUGAGUUCUCUCUUACACGCUUCAAGAAGAUGUUUGGUAUCAGCAAGGUCAAAUCAGCUACCGUAGCAGCCUUCAGGUCGAGCUACAGGGAAAGACCUUCAGGACAGCAGACAGAGAUCAUGCCUCUGAGUAGCUUGGAAGCCAUCACUGAUGCUCUGCUAGAGAUCAUGGAGUCUUGUACGAAGGAUAUCCCAACGUGUGAGUGGCUGAAAGAAUGGACAGAACUCACCAGAAAGUUUGCAUUCCAGAACAACCCAGCUCUUCAGCCCCGAGCCAUGGUAGUCUUUGGUUGUAUCAACAAGUCAACAUCACCUAAAGAGAUGCGUAGUCUCCUGCUCUUCCUGGCUCAUGCUGUACAUAAUGCCAUCAAUCAGAAGGAUUGCUACGGGACGGGGAUUCAGCAGAAUAGCUCGCUGCUCUACAUUGAGUCUAUCGUCAUUGCUAUGACCAGGUUGCAACCUCUGCUAGAGAAGGAUUCUCCAAUGCACAAGCUACUGUUCUGGGUAUCCAUAGCCGUUCUUCAGCUAGAGGAAGCAGCUCUGUAUGCAGCUGGUAUGGCCAUGUUGGAGCAGAACCUUCACUGUCUAGAUGAACAAGGACUGUUUGAAGACACGAGUCCAGAAGUAGUCCUGAUGGCUGUUAGAGAACCUCUUGAUUUCCAGUUCAAGCAGAUGGAUCUAGCAGUUGGUCUUAGCUUCAAGUAUAACUUCAACUUUGCUCUAGUUGGGCAUCUACUAAAAGGUUUCAGGCAUCCUACCAGCGCUACAGUGUCAAGGACAAUACGCAUCCUCAACCUGAUGCUAGACAUCGUUUGCAAGCACAGAAAUUGUGACAAGUUUGAUGUGAACAUGGAAUCAGUGGCCUACCUAGCAGCCCUCUUACCUGUAUCCGAGGAGGUGAGAAGCCGCUGCAGCAUGCGUCGUAACUACCCUAACCUAUCACCAGAGGCUCUGGAGCUAGACAACUCCGUCUUCGUCCAAGUCCAGUACGUCUACCAUCCAACGCAACAACAGAGAUCGCCCUCCAAGAAGCUACGCUCCCCGCACAAGACUCCAGGCAUCACGAAUGCUGCCGUCAAGACGCAGCGGAGCCUGGAUUCAGCGCUGAGGCAGCAGCAAGGGACGGUAACGAUUGACAAGUCGCCGUUGAAACAAUACAAGAGCUUGGAUCUGCCGCCCCACAGCACUGGCAGAGGGGUGCGCAGUCCUGAGGUGGUGGUCAGUGGGGCGUCGUCAGGAGGUAGUGGUGAGGGAGGGGUAGGAGAGAGGAGAACGAGGCAUGAGAGGCGGACCAGUGGGACAGGGAUGACCAUCCCUCAACCUAGGAAGGAGCGGAAGGUCUCCACACCAUCAGAGAAUGUGCUUCUCAAUGAUGAGGUACUCACCGAGUCAGGUGUACAAGCUCUGCUUCUAACGGUUCUGGCUACCCUUGUACGUAACAUGAAUGGAGGAGGAGUGGGGAUCCUCUAUGAGUACUUAGCUGAAGCAAGCCAAGUCUUCCCACAAGUGUUUCCAACUGUGUAUUCGCUACUAGACUCCAAGAUCAGCCAUGUUUUGAGAACAUGUGACAACCAAGCCAUGUUGGCAGCUGUACAGAGUAUAAUCCAGAACACAUUAGCCAGUGAAGAAGGCCAACAACAACCUACGAAUCUACAAGGCAUUGGCUUUGGAGGCUUGUGGCGCUUCAGCAGUCAGUUUCCACAGAAAUCUGAGAUCCGAGGUACAUCUGAUCACUUUGUGAAGCUGUUACAGGCCAUGGCUGAGCAGUGUCGUACAGGAGAUGACAGUGAUUGGCUGUCUGUACCAACCCUUGAGUUCUUCUCUCUAACCACACCCUCGGUGAUAGGUAACCUCUCAAACUCCAUGUCAUCUCUCUGCUCCUCACACUCUGCAUCAGACGUAGAGCAGCUCUCAUCAUCUCACAGUGCUCAGCUCUUUGCAGUGCCAACCCAGCGGCUACGGCACUGCUCUGACCAUCAGACCAUGCUGACCUCUACCAGCUUGACCGGGAACGUCCAAGCCAGGCCUCAUCAUCGGAGCAGCUUCAAGAGAAAGAAGCAACCUUCCAACAGGUAGCACUCAUCUAGCACCAGAUGUCUAUAUUUAUUCAAAUCAUUUCCCUAUUUAAAGACGUGUAGAUAUGCUUCUGCACCUAUUACAAUUUACAAUUCUAAUGAAUCUAGGAUUUCAAUGAAUCAAAUGACAUAUAUAUAUAAGAAAAUUUAUUUAAAAUUACAGGAAGAUUAAUGGAAGCUCUCCAUAGCAGUGCACUGUGGUAAUGUGAAAAAGAAGUGAGCUUUAUUUUUAAAAGACAUCAAGAGUAUGGCGUAAUUAUGUAUUCCAGUAAUGACGAGGAGAAUGGAAAAUGUGUGUGUUGAAAGCAGGAUUUUAUUCAUUGUACUUAUCUGCUAGAUUAAUUUUGUAUUACUUUUGCAAAAGUUUGUUCUGAGUUACAACCUAGUUCCCUUUUGUAGUAGAUGGUAUGCAAGCCAAGAUAUAACAAGCCAUUACAUCGGAAGUACAGAAAUUACCAAUUGAAUGGGGUAAUGAGAAUUGGGAGUCUUGCUUACAUGAAAAUAAAUUGCAUAGGUCUGUGGUCUGAACAAAGUAGCUUACCACAGAGGGGAACUUCAUUUUCUGUUUGUAUUAAAAAUACAUAUUCUAGCAAUCAUAACACAACUGCAACCUGUAUGUUCCCCAGGGGGGUCACUCCCAACAUGACUUGCUAAGCACCCGUGUCCAGAAAAAGCGGCGAAAGGGUGUCAUUUUCAGCUAUAGGGCGGCGUUGUCAACAUUUUCAUUUAAAAGGGGUCGUUUUUCAUGCACUGAUCGCACAAAAAACAAAUAAAGGGUACUUUUUCAGGUUCACAGGUGUUGAUGCUUUCUUAAAAAAGGGAUCAUUUUAGAAAUAAUGUGAUAUGCCAUUAGGGUCCAUUUCAGAUGUUUAUGGACACAGGUGGGUAGCAUUUGUGUAUGAGAGUGACCCCCUGGGGUAUGAACAUGUACAUUCAGUCUUACAAUGCAGGCUUAUUUCAUCAGUAGAUUUCAAUCAUUGUUACAGUAAUAAGUUUAAUGACCACUGCUGGAUUAUGGUGCUUGCAUUUAUUUGCUCUUAUUUUGUGAAUUUCAUAUUAUACUGCCCGACACUUAUACUGCUUCUAUUUGAAAUCAUGACUGCCUUCCUGUUUAUCAGAACAGGGUUUUAUUUUAAAACGGUGUACAGUAGGUUGAGAAAGAUAGAAAUGUUUGGAUGAGCUUAGAUGGUCCAGAAAAACCUUCCAAGUAAUCCUAGCAUUAUACAUCAUUCCACUAGAAUGGCAGGAGCUCAGUAGCACCUACAUUUAACAACUAAAUUAUUCAUACUCUGACCAAUUUUGUAAUUUUUUCUGAUUGUGUUAAAAAUUUGAUUUGGCCGAUUUAUGUUUCCUGAUAAUAUGACAAAUUAAAGCUUACAUCUAUUAGAAAUUAUUCAACAAAGUCCUUAAUUCAACUGGUCCACUUGUCAUUCUUGAGUUAUGAAAGACACAAGAAACCUCAAAUUUACAAGGGGUAUGAAUAAUUAAGUUGUUAAUUGUAAAUGUGUUCGGACCCACAGAACUGAUAACCCAUGCCUUAAACACAUAAAUGAUAGGAUAAUAGCAGAGAAUAUGAACUUAUGCUGUAUGAACACACUUUUUUCUUUCUUCUUUUUUCUUUUUCUUAUUUUUGGUUACAAAAUAAGAGAACGCACAUAGGAUUUAGAGAAAUUGAAAUAUUAUGUUUUGGUAUGAUACAGAGUGAGAUGACUUUUUUUCUUUCUCCAGAUGUACAUGUAGUGAAGAUACUUAAUGGAAGUACAUGAAGAAGCCCAUCUGCACUGUAGACCUUUGACCUUUGUUAGAUUGUAGGAUACAUGUAUGUACAAGGUUGUAGAAAAUGUAUUGUACAAAAUGUGAAUAUAUAUAUUUAUGUACAGGGCCAUUGCUACUGGUUCAGAAUCUUCAUUGUACAAUUUAUUGUAUAUACUUGUAGAAUUGAAAAUGAAUUAGAAGACAGGAAAGGAAAGAAAUUGAUAAUUUGUACAACUUGCCAGAACUAUAUACCUACAGUAUCGUUAUGUAUUUUUAAAAUGUUUAAUAUGAAUAUGCUUUGUUUGAUAUGCAAGAGUGUGGAUUAAUUGUAUGGGUCCUUGAUAAUGUGUUGAAGCUACAUGUAUUUGUAUAAGGUAGACACGUAUUGUAAUUUCUCAGCACUAAAUAACCUGUCCGAUCAAUGCUUUCCUGCUUGUGUAACUUUUCUCCAAUCGCAGAUUCCUUCAUUCGAUGUACAACCUAUGAUUCAAUCUCAAGUCAUAUAUUAGUUUGUCUUAUAUUGGUUUCUGUGACUCAUUUUUGGUUCAAGUGUUCAAUUUCUUCACAUUUUCAUUCUUGUUCAAGACAUCGAGAUUCUGUGUGACAGAGCUGUGACUGCCUUUAAUCAUGUUAUUGAUUUAAAUUUAUCAAAAUUACAAACCAAAUCCUGAAAAUUGAAAGUCAUAUGGACAGAGAAAUGCAGGAGUGAAAAGAGGCAGGCUUCAUUCAAAUCCUUUCAAUUCAUUACCCCCACACCUAUGGAUUAAACAUCCUGCAUUUCUAAGAAAUAUUACUUCACUUAACUUCUUCAUAAACAGCUGAAAACAUACCUCUACAAUUCUUUAUAGAAUAGAGGACAGCACCUUGUUUCCUCUGGAAAAGGUGCAUCGUAAUUCCAAUUAUUAUUAAUAACUACAAAUUUACUUCAUGGUUAAAAGCUUUGGAAAUUCAGUUAUGGGUGUCAGAUUAAAAAAAUCAUGCUCAAAUUAUUUUGAAAUCUAAGUUUUCUUUCAUCGAUAUCGUGCUGUGGUAUUUUUCAGUUAUAACUCACUUCAUCAGUCUCUUCCUGUUCAAAAUCAUUUAAAUUUGAUAAACCAAUUACAUGUACAUUUAUUUUGAUUGUAGCACUCAUCUCUUGGAAGAUCAGUUAAUGUAUUGGUGAUUCACCUCUUAAAUGCCAAUGAGAUGACUAGUGUAUAAAUCCUUAGUAUUUAUACAGGAUAAUCAAUAUCCUAUUCAUUUUGAUUUUACUUGUGAUCAUAUACCUGUUGUAUAAUGUCUUGUUAAUUGUACACAAUUCAAUGACAACUCCCACACAAACUGUCCACUUUGUCAAUUAUGAUUAUAUAUGAAAAUGGCAUAUAUAUUUUGUGCUUAUUAAAUGAAAAACAAAACUAAAA